GGAGUCCGAUUUUCAUACGGCCCAGCGCUAGCUUGCAUAAAAAGGAUGCGCGUUGCCAUAUCAUGCCGUAAACAAUAUGGCGAAUGCAGUGUGAAGAAGUAGAAUUUUCCGGAUUUUCCUACACCUGUCCUAGAGCUAUAUUAAAUUACUUCCACACAAUGCAAUCCACGGUAGUCACUCAAAAAUGACUGGGAAGUCUUUCGAGGUUUCACUUGUGAAAAACAAAGUGGAUAGGCCUACUCCAGGUCUGACAAAAGGCAGCGCCGAAUUUGAUAGUAACAAUGAGGAUAACGGCGUUCUGUUUUACGUCAACAAGAGUGGUUUCCCAGUGUCGAAGAAUACGUGGGAACGAAUGUGGAGCCAUGCUGCCAAGGUUCAUCCUCAGGGAAAUGUUCCCAUGGCUGAAAUUAGGGAACAAAAAGAAUUGCCAAAGGUUAACAUUCCUUCUGCUCCAACAUUCCAGCCAACGACUGCAGUGCAGUGUAGACUCGAUGCAGUGCAAGACUACAUGAAGGAGCUGCAAUACAAUCACACAGGAACUCAGUUUUUCGAGAUAAGGAAAACCAGGCCAAUUUCUGGGUUAAUGGAUACAGCCAAGGAGAUGAUCAGGGAGUCUCUUCCAAUCAAGUGUCUUGAGGCUGUUAUUCUCUCUCUCUACCUGACCAAUGGAGCACCAGGAUUGGAACGGUUUCCCAUCAGCUUUAAGACUGAAUUUGCAGGGACAAUUCAUCGACAUGUUGUGCUUGGGAUCUACCACUCAGGCAGAUAUGGAGCUCUUGGAAUGAGUCGAAGGGAGGAUCUCAUGUAUAAACCCUUGGAGUUCAGGAAUCUAUGGGAGCUAAUUUUUGACUUUGAGGAUGCAUACAAGAAGUAUUUUCACAUGGUAAAGAAGGUCAAGGUUGGUUUGCCAGUGUCACAUGAUCCACACAGCUUUGAACAGAUACAGUGGCAGAUGAUGUCUGUCCAUCCAAACAAGCAAUCAAGGCUGGAACUGCAGAGAGAAAUUGACAAAUAUACAAAAGAUCUAAAAAACAGGUUCAAGUGGUCCUCGAGUUACUCAACUUACCAGUUUGUGAAGGAAAACACCAGGCCCAGUUUGGAGUCAAGCUGUCACAGGAAACAAGUCACAUCUUCUGUCACAGGCAAGGCUCCCUGGAGGGAUUCCCUGAAGCAGGCCUCAGGGAGCACCGAGGCUAGCCUGUCCCCAAGACCUGUGGUGGCCUGUGACAGCAGUGAUGAUGAGGGGGAGGUAUACAACAACCCCAAGACUGACUCCUUGAAAGGGGGAGUAACCGAGGUCUACCAGAUAGGAGUUUGAGUGCUGGACUAUUGGUGGCUGUUUCAACUGUGAGAAGUUUAUAAAGAAGGCUGACUUACAGGGUAGAAGAUGAAUAUCAUUACAGUAUCUGUGCUGAUACCUUGUCCUUGACCAAUUGAUUCUUCAUUGUACAAUCAUUUUUUUGUCUGCUGUGAUGUAGUCCAUGGCCUUCUUUGUGCUUGAUGAUCAUAAAUGGCACUGAGCCAAGUACAAAACCCAUGGACUAUAUCACAAGAGACAAUCGUUCUGUUAUCCAUACUUUUUAUUUUUGUAAGUUUUUUUAGUCUUUAAGUCAUAAGAAGUAACAAUAUGAUUUAAAUGUCGUUUUCCUAAAGACAGUUUUUUGAAUUGUGACACUCCUAUGCAUUUUACUUGACUCCUUUGUCUCGGGUGCGGGUCCACGUUGACUUGUUCUCACCAAGGCCAGCCAAUAGCCUUGUAAUGAGAUUAUGUUUAGCGCUGCGCUCCUGCAGUAAACUCACGGGUGUACAGUAAGGGUGCAUCAAGUGUGUGCCAACAAUGUGUUUUGCAAUAAUUCCUUGAUUUUUUCGCCUCUAGCACCUUGCUGUAGAGCAAAAUAUUCAGUCUGGAAUCCAAACUUUUUCGAGGCACUUAAAGCAGCCCCCAACCCCAUGCUGUUGAGGCUUCGCACAUGCAUCAGUUCUGAUCAAGGUAUGUUUCCCCCCCCCCUCCACUUUUAAGAAGCGAGCGAUUUACGCCCUAAAUGAUGUGAUGUAUCAGAAUUUAUCAUUCUUAAGGAAUCCUUAAGGGGUAAGAAUGGUGCGGAAAGCCUUCUUUUGCAAUUUCUCCAAACACUCAAGUUGCCUCUUAGUCCAGAAAACCAGACAGGAGAGGUAUAUUUGGAUAUACACAAUAGUCUAGGUGAUAUUUAAAAAAAUGUUAUCUGAAGAGGCAUUCUUGAGUAGAAGUUGGUAACAUAGGUAUUUUAACUAAUUUGGGGCUGAUAAAUCCAAAAAUGAUGGAAGCCAAGCUGGAUUUUUUUAGUGGAAAUAGGCCCAAUUUGCAUAAAUCUUUAAUACUUGUCGUGUAAAACAGGGGGAAAAAACGAGGUGUCCUUAAAUUGGGCUAAAAAGUACAUGUAGGUGAAGGGUUGCCUAAUGUGGGAGACUUGAGUAAGUUCAAGGAAAUUCCCAAAAUUAUUGGUAAAACGUUUUGAUUUUGACAAUUAUUGUAAGCAAAUCUUUUAUGUUGGGGUUUUCCUUGAAGUUGUUGAAGUCCUCCACGUUAGGUUCGCCUUAUUUUUUAGCCCAAUUUACUUGUGGGGUACUCGAACAAAGGAAACGGUACCCCACUAGUAAAAUGUUUUUUUUUUUAAAGAGAUAAAAGGACAACAAUGCUCCUACCCUAGAACUUCCAUCCACUGGAACGUCCAUAUGUAUGUGGUAUUUUGGUUUAAAGUUUCAAAAAAUUUGUGCCAUAUGAAAAGUUGGAGUCCAAUUGCAACCAAAUUCAGGUCAUAGAUGCAACACGGCAACCUUCAUAUGAUAAUGAUGUAAAAGGUCACAUACCAAGGCCAAAGGUCAUCUGAGGUCAAGCUGUAAAAUAGGCUGAAAAUGUAAAAUUUCUCUUUGAAAAGUUAAAGUCCAAUAGGAACCAAUCUUGAGUUGUAGAUGCAACAUGGCAACCUUCAUAUGAUGAUGUCAAAGGUCACAUACCAAGUUCAGUUUUACUAUUACAGACCACAUCCUCCAAGUUUAAAUGCAUGACUGUUGAGUAUUCACUUCGUGCUGCAAUAAUCCUCUAUACUAAUGACGUCAUACUUUGUUUACAUGUGCACUUUCUUAUGGAGCCAGUGGGGGCCCACAGUCCACCGAGCACCAUGGGAAAAUGGACAUGUAAACAAAGCGUGAUGUUAUUAGUACAGAGGCUUAUUCAGUGUAAUGUUUCUAUAAUUAUUAGCAGUUCAUACCAUUCCACCCUCAUUGCUCUACUGAUCAGCCACGACCCUGUCAUUCUCAUACUACCCCUUGUCAUUGCCACUCUACAAUGCACACCAAGCAGUCUGGCCCUGAUUAGUCACUCUUUCAAAAAAAUAAAAAAUAAAACAUGCGAGACGCGUGGUUUGAGAACCACCUUGUUGAAAUAUCGCCUUGAUUACAAUUCUGAGUUCACAGACCCAGUGUAUUACAAUGCUUCAGCUGUCGUAAAAAAAAUACAGU
Molecule: messenger RNA, 3498 nt
Organism: Patiria miniata (bat star)
Lineage: Eukaryota; Metazoa; Echinodermata; Asteroidea; Valvatida; Asterinidae
Product: tubulinyl-Tyr carboxypeptidase 2-like
Exons: 9
Coding region: 185-1318 (377 amino acids)
Biological process (GO): regulation of angiogenesis
Cellular component (GO): cytoplasm
Source: RefSeq, a predicted model, not a curated record